This is a messenger RNA of Huiozyma naganishii CBS 8797, 2436 nucleotides long. RefSeq names its product NEDD4 family E3 ubiquitin-protein ligase (gene RSP5). Gene Ontology annotation, molecular function: protein binding; ubiquitin protein ligase activity. The coding region runs from base 1 to 2436 and encodes 811 amino acids. The record is from RefSeq and is a predicted model, not a curated record. NCBI's taxonomy places the organism in Eukaryota, Fungi, Ascomycota, Saccharomycetes, Saccharomycetales, Saccharomycetaceae. Gene Ontology annotation, biological process: ubiquitin-dependent protein catabolic process. The transcript has a single exon.
AUGCCGUCUAUAUCGGUGAAAUUAGUCGCCGCUGAGUCGCUGUACAAGAGGGAUGUUUUCAGAUCUCCAGACCCGUUCGCUGUGCUGACCAUUGAUGGGUUCCAGACAAAGUCUACAGGGGCUGCAAAGAAGACGCUGAACCCGUACUGGAACGAAACUUUUCAGUUUAACGAUAUUAACGAAAAUUCCGUGCUCACUAUUCAAGUCUUUGACCAGAAAAAAUUCAAGAAGAAGGACCAGGGGUUCCUCGGCGUGGUAAAUAUCAGGGUCGGGGACGUAUUGGGGCAUCUGGACGAAGACACCGCCGUGAGCAGUAACAGAAGCAGAGAGGAAACGAUCACAAGGGAUUUGAAGAGGUCUAAUGACAACAUUACAGUCAGCGGCCGGUUGAUCGUCGUCUUGUCGAAGGUCGCAUCGGCUGGCGCCAGCAGUGCUGGGAGAAAUGUUUCCAGAACUAGCAGUUCGUCGAACACCGUCCCGAACGGGGGCUCGCCAGCCAUGACAUCCGCAGCGACGAAUGCCUCAAGCCACACGCCUCGCAGAUCCACGACCGCCUCCCAGGCCCAGCAAGCUCAAGCGGUGGAGACUACUUUGCAAAGCGGGAGUAACACGACGGCUGCUGCUGCUGCUGCUGCAAACUCUUCUACAAGACAGUAUUCGUCGUUCGAGGACCAGUACGGGAGGUUGCCACCAGGGUGGGAAAGAAGAACGGAUAACUUUGGCCGCACGUAUUACGUGGACCACAACUCAAGAACAACCACUUGGAAGCGGCCCACCACUGAAGCUAACGACACUUCAGAAAGAAACGCAAACACAGAACUCGAGAGAAGACAACAUAGGGGCAGAACGUUACCCGACGGCGGAUCAAGUAGCUCGAAUAUCAACGGUGACAACAGUGCAGUCUCGGUACAAGUCGGGAAUAACUCCGCUACACCGGCGGUGAACGGUGCUGUCGCAGCUGCCUUUGCAGCGACGGGAGCGACAACUUCUGGACUGGGGGAACUACCCUCCGGUUGGGAGCAAAGAUUCACCCCAGAGGGCAGGGCAUACUUCGUGGACCACAAUACAAGAACCACUACGUGGGUGGACCCAAGGAGACAGCAGUACAUUAGAACUUAUGGUCCAACGAAUACGACGAUCCAACAACAACCUGUUUCUCAAUUGGGACCAUUGCCAUCCGGCUGGGAGAUGAGACUGACUAACACAGCACGUGUCUAUUUUGUGGAUCACAAUACGAAGACGACGACCUGGGAUGAUCCAAGAUUACCAUCAUCACUCGACCAAAACGUGCCACAAUACAAGCGUGACUUUAGACGUAAAGUGAUCUAUUUCAGAUCUCAACCGGCUUUGAGAAUCCUACCAGGUCAGUGCCACAUCAAAGUGCGCCGGAACAACAUCUUCGAGGACGCCUACCAGGAAAUUAUGAGGCAGACCCCGGAGGACUUGAAAAAGAGACUCAUGAUAAAGUUCGAUGGAGAGGAAGGUCUGGAUUACGGUGGUGUUUCAAGAGAGUUCUUCUUUUUGCUGUCUCACGAAAUGUUCAAUCCAUUUUACUGUUUGUUCGAGUAUUCUGCUCACGACAACUACACUAUUCAAAUCAAUCCAAACAGUGGUAUCAACCCAGAACAUUUGAACUACUUCAAGUUCAUCGGUAGAGUUGUAGGGUUGGGUGUCUUCCACAGAAGAUUCCUGGACGCGUUCUUCGUCGGAGCUCUAUACAAGAUGAUGUUGAGGAAGAAGGUCGUCAUCCAAGAUAUGGAGGGUGUAGAUGCCGACGUGUAUAACUCUUUGAACUGGACCCUUGAGAACAGCAUAGACGGUGUCUUGGACUUGACGUUCAGUGCCGAUGAUGAAAGGUUCGGCGAAGUGGUCACAGUAGACUUGAAGCCAGAGGGAAGAGACGUCGAAGUGACGGACGAGAAUAAGAAGGAAUACGUCGACCUGUACACGCAAUGGAGAAUUGUGGACCGUGUACAAGAACAGUUCAAGGCAUUCAUGGACGGGUUCAACGAAUUGAUACCCGAAGAUCUAGUAACGGUCUUUGACGAACGUGAACUGGAGUUGCUGAUCGGUGGUAUUGCAGAAAUAGAUAUCGAGGACUGGAAGAAGCACACCGACUACCGUGGGUACCAAGAAUCGGACGAGGUCGUCCAAUGGUUUUGGAAGUGCAUCAGUGAGUGGGAUAACGAACAAAGGGCGAGAUUAUUGCAGUUCACAACAGGUACGUCGAGAAUCCCCGUCAACGGGUUCAAGGAUUUGCAAGGGUCUGACGGUCCAAGAAGGUUUACCAUUGAAAAGGCAGGUGAGGAGAAACAGUUACCAAAAUCGCAUACCUGUUUUAACAGAGUUGAUCUACCGCCAUAUACCGACUUUGAAGCUAUGAAACAGAAAAUGAGUCUGGCGGUUGAGGAAACCAUUGGGUUUGGUCAAGAAUGA